CAAAACCUCUCCUUUCUCUCUCUUCUCACGCCCCCAUGACUCCAUCUUCCGCAAAAACUCGCAACAGCUUCCAUUCCCAAGCCUCAAGGCAACACCUUUCUCAUCUAAUUCCUUCCUUUCCAGAGCUCAAAAUCGGACCUUGCAAACGGAACCCACUCGCCCCCCGUCCGGUGAAAUCCACGUCAUAGUGGGCCCCAUGUUCGCCGGCAAAACCACCACUCUCCUCCGUCGGAUUCAGUCAGAAUCUGCCAACAGCAAAAAUGUGGCAAUAAUUAAAUCAAGCAAGGAUACAAGAUAUGGAUUGGAUUCAAUUGUUACACAUGAUGGUGCAAAAUUACCAUGUUGGGCCCUAACUAACUUAUCAUCAUUCAAGCAGAAGUUUGGAAUUGAGGCUUACGAGAAGUUGGAUGUGAUCGGUAUUGAUGAAGCUCAAUUCUUUGAAGACCUGUAUGACUUCUGCCGUGAAGCUGCUGAUCAUGAUGGCAAAACAGUGAUAGUUGCAGGACUUGAUGGUAACUAUUUGAGGAGGAGCUUUGGUUCUGUCCUUGAUAUAAUACCCCUUGCUGAUACUGUAACUAAACUAACUGCUCUAUGUGAAAUCUGUGGAAAGCGUGCAUUCUUUACCCUGAGGAAGACACAGGAGAAACAGGUCGAGUUGAUUGGUGGAGGGGAUGUCUACAUGCCGGUUUGCCGGCAUCACUAUGUCAAUGGACAGGUAGCUGUAGAAGCAGCAAGAUUUGUUCUGGAAUCUCACAAGGUUGAAUGUCCCUCCCAUAUACAUAAGUAGGUCCAAAUUCCUUGGCAGCUGAAUGUCCAUUUUCUGCCACUAGUACAUGGGAUCUUUUCCUCAACCAGCAUGUAGUGUAUAGCCUUCAUUUUGAUGGACCUGAAUUUAAAGAACUUCAGAGAAGAGAAGGAAGGAGUAGGGUAAGGGUUUGAACAUUGUGACUGUUCUUUAAGAUGAAACUAUUUCUGUAUUAGAUUGUGAUGAUGAUUAUAUGAUUGUUGAUUAGUUGGUCUGAAUUUAAUCAUCAACAAAGUGAUUAUGUAUUAUAGAAGAUAAAAAUUCUCAAUGGUUUAAUGAUGCUAAUCCGUGAUUAUGUUACAAGAACUUA
Messenger RNA from Arachis ipaensis, 1115 nucleotides. RefSeq names its product thymidine kinase a. The record is from RefSeq and is a predicted model, not a curated record. NCBI's taxonomy places the organism in Eukaryota, Viridiplantae, Streptophyta, Magnoliopsida, Fabales, Fabaceae. Gene Ontology annotation, molecular function: ATP binding; thymidine kinase activity; RNA binding. Gene Ontology annotation, biological process: thymidine metabolic process; RNA modification.